This is a messenger RNA of Macrosteles quadrilineatus (aster leafhopper), 5119 nucleotides long. RefSeq names its product transcription factor hamlet-like. Gene Ontology annotation, cellular component: nucleus. The record is from RefSeq and is a predicted model, not a curated record. The transcript has 12 exons. Bases 145 to 3903 code for a protein of 1252 amino acids. NCBI's taxonomy places the organism in Eukaryota, Metazoa, Arthropoda, Insecta, Hemiptera, Cicadellidae.
CGAGGGUAUCGACGUCAAGGACGAGGGAGGCCCUCUGGACCCCCAGGUACCCCCGGAGCUGGAGGUGCGAGGUUGUGGUGUCUGGACCACAUCACUCAUCCUGUCUAUGUUACAGGUAGUGGUGACGAGGGUGACACUGGGGAGAUGAAGGUACCUGACCAGGAGGACGAGGGUAUCGACGUCAAGGACGAGGGAGGCCCUCUGGACCCCCAGGUACCCCCGGAGCUGGAGGUACGAGGUUGUGGUGUCUGGACGCGAGGCGUGAUACACCGAGGGACCCGCUACGGACCUUUCUUGGGGAAGUGGACUUCAGAUCGUCCACACGAUCCGCAGACCUACUGGGAGCCACAAUUGAGUUCGUUGUGUGUUGGCACGUUCGCUGUGAUGUCAGAGCGCUGUGUUAGUGUUAGUGUUAGUGGCAGUAAUGGUCCACCUCAGCACUUUGUAUCAGCUGUGUCGUUGGCAACCACCGAUAAUCUUGGUAGUGUUGGCGCUAAAGAUGAAAAGCUGUAUCAGUUUUGGUGUGACGCUGGCGACCGUUGCCGCACGCGCGGACACACUGGUCGAUGUGGUGAAAAAUACAUCCGCCCUCAGACCGGCCAGCUAGCAAGGCUGUCAUUGCUGAAGAUGUGGCAGAACUCCAACUUUUUACACUCUAGGCUACCGAAAAAAGAACAAACUCACACCACCACAAUACAAAACAAGGAUGGCCACAAAAGGUGGAUCACAAUAGCUGUAAUUACUGAGGUCCAGCACAUCCCCCGUCAAGACGUAGGUGCGCUGCACGAGGGGAGAAUGAUUGACAAGUCUAUUGUGUCUAGACCUGACCAACGGUUGGAUCUAACCUCCGACCUGGUGAAGUCAUCUGGGUCUCUUCCGGUUCCGCGUUGCAAGUUUCAGUUCCACAGUUCCACAACUCAUCACAUUGAUAGAGCGACAUCGUGGUGUGAUUGUUGGAACAUUAAAAGCUUAGAUCUGUACCAGCACAGUUGUCAGCUGUACGAUGAUAAAGAAGAGGUGCGAAAGAUGCCCCAAACACGAAGCUCGGGAGAUGAAAGCUGUCACAGAUACAAACGGUUGUUCACAAUAAGACUGACACCUCUGGUGCGUGUUGGGGACGGCAUCAAACGCUACGUUGACUCUAGCAGCGAUUGUUGUUGGCUCAAACAUAUCAAAUCCACAAAGGAAUCAGAGGCUCAAAACUUACGACCGGUCUGGGCUGGACAGAUCUACUACGAGACGACUCAGCAGAUAUCAGCUGGUCAGGAGUUGCUGCUGCCGCCACGAGAACCUCUACAACUGGACUAUCUGCUGCAGCAUGGUGCUGACGACCGUAGUGACAGGGAGUCCGCUUCACAACACUCUGGUACUUGUGACGAAGAGAUUGAUGAAGACGAGGAAGUCUCCUGCAAUGUCUGUGGCAAAACCUUCUCAGACAACGAUAACCUCGACGAGCACCUAGUGCUGUUCCACCAGUACCCUCGGGGUCAGUUCAAGUGUAGACAGUGUCCGCGGGCCUACAGCAGCCAACAGGGGCUGAGCCGCCACGUCGCCGCUCACAGUAGGAAGUACACCUGCGAGAACUGCAACACAGUCUUCACCGACCGCAGCAACCUCCAGCGGCACAUCCGCACCAGCCACGUGGGAGCCAGGAGCCACGCUUGUGACGAGUGCGGCAAAACCUUCGCAUCGUCCUCCGGGCUCAAACAGCACAGCCACAUCCAUUCCAGCGUCAAACCCUUCCAGUGCGACGUUUGCUUGAAGGCGUACACUCAGUUCUCCAACCUUUGUCGACACAGGCGCAUGCACAGCAAAUGCCGCCAACAAGUGAAGUGUGCCAGGUGUAACCAAAACUUCAGCACCACAAACGCUCUAGCGAAGCACAAGAGGUUCUGCGAUCCUGGGAGUUCUAGGACGCCACCUCCUGGAACGAUGCCACAUAUCCCUCCACACAACAACCACUCACCCUACCUUAUGUAUCCUCGGGCUCCUCCUUUCUACCCUCCGACCACCAUCCUUCCCCCGUAUCACCACCCUGCCAUGUUCUCAGGGCAUCACGCAGCGGCUUUAUUGGCACUGAAUCAAUCUAACAACUCACUACUUGCCCAAUCUCUGAAAAUGGAAGACAAACAUUCGUUGAAACCAAAUCCUUUCUUGAUGAAUGGUAAAUUUCCUCAGUACCACCACUCGGAUGAUCAUCUUCUGUCCAAUCUUCUUAAAGACAAAGAACACGAGUUAGGUAUGAGACGUAGUGUUACACCACCGUCUUCUACUCAUCCUAAUUUCAGCUUCAGCAAAGCAUCUCCCAAUGUAGCUGAGGAAGCUGUGUCCAAGCCUUCACCAGCAAGACCUGCCCUCUCCAACACCUACUCUGAUCCGAAGGAUUCCCUGCCUGAUCCAGAAAUCAAUGUUGUAGACGUUCAGCCUGAGCCUCAUGAUUUAUCUACUUCCAGUGACGAGAGACAUUCUUCUAGUGACAAAGCAUCCACCCCAGAUCCAUCUGAGAAGCUCAGGGACGACCAACCUUUGGACUUGAGAGUUGAAGGAAAGCGGAAGAGUGACGAUGACAAUGACGAGAUUGAACAAAACCGUUGCCAGAAGGAAGUCGUCGAAUCUCCAAAAAAGAAAUUUAAUAAAAGCGAUAGCGUUGAUACAGAUGACGAGACAGAAUUCCCAGCUCAAAAAUCUCUGAUAUCGAACAAUUACGAAGCAAGCUCUCCUAAUCGGUCGAGUACUUCACCAGCUUCUCCAAAGACUAUGUUGGCUAUAAGACCCAAGUCGGAGCUUAUGAGUUCACCACCUCCUCAGCGAUCACCUACUCCAGACAAACCGUUAGGCUCCCCGAAGAAACACGUCAUGCCAUCAAUGGUUUGCCCUAUACCGAUUCACCCUCAUCCAUCUAUACGCUUCGAUAUGUAUCGCAACGCUUUUCCAAACUUCUCCCCAGACUCAAACUCAAACCACGAAAGAUUUAUGGCGUCUCAGUUUCCUCCACUCCAUUCGAGGAUUAACCUUUUCGCAUCGAUGGUGAACGGGCUAGCAAACGGGCAAGGAAUGCCACGAGCUCCCUUAGAUAUGCUACGUCCACCGAUGCAACAUUUCCCAGGAGGCGCUAAACCCUACCACGAGGUUUUGAAUCCACAACCAGAUAGCGUUAACGGUAACAAGUUGAAGGACAGAUACGCUUGCAAGUUUUGUGGCAAGCAAUUCCCGCGAUCUGCCAACCUGACUAGACACUUGAGAACUCACACUGGGGAACAACCAUAUAAAUGCAAGUAUUGCGAACGCUGCUUCAGCAUCUCUUCCAAUCUGCAAAGGCACGUUCGUAACAUACACAACAAGGAGAAGCCUUUCAAGUGUUCUCUUUGUGAUCGCUGCUUCGGCCAGCAGACCAAUCUGGAUCGUCAUCUGAAAAAGCACGAAGGAGACGACGGAAGUGGGAUAGUGGCCGUCGCAGACAGCCCCGGUAGCAGUAAUGAGAACGACGGAGAAGACGCUUGUGUCGACAUAAGAAACUUUGUCGGCCGAGUCACUUACUCCAACAUGGAGAAUUUCGGACCAAAUUUGAACCUGAAUCUUCUCAGCCAGUUUAAGCUGCCGACUACACCGCCGAGUCAGGAACUCGUCAACAGCACGACCAACCAAGUAGACGAAGACGACUCCGAACUUACACUAGACUCCUACAGAGACUCGCCUCACGAACAUCCUAGCUUCCCUUACACAAUGGGGAAGUCCGGGUAUCAAGACAACCCUUUGGGCCUUGUUGUGAGCAAGGGUUUUGAUUUCUCUUCUCGUAAGGAUCUCGAUUCUCCAACAUUCGAAGCCAAAUUGAAGAUAGACAAAGAGGAAUCUUCUUUAAACAACAACAUAGCCGAGGUAGAGACCAUCCGUGUCAGCACCUAGCCCUGGAAUUCCUUGUUUGUCCAUAGUUCCUACCGAUGAUGAGUGACCCGCGUGAGAUCUCUGUUACCACUUACUGUACUUUUGUUGCUGUUGUUAGCUCCAACGAGUCUAGUGUACCAAAGUUUGUUUAUACGUGCUGUACCUAGAUACCUGUACAGUUUAAGCGUUGUAGAAAUAGUAUUUUAGAUUGUAAAUUCAAUAUAGAUCACCUCAAACUUCAGGUUUAAUGUAUAGCAUACUCGUUACAUUUAAGUAUUAAAUAUUCACAAAAGCAAUCGUAUGUUUGUAUAACUAACUGUGAUCAUUUUACAUUAAGUUGUUAUUAUUUAAUCUUUAGGCAUUGCAUGACUUUUGAAUGCCUUUUUAAUGUAGCUCAGACUAAGUAGUUUCCUUAGUGAUGUAUAAAUUCUCUCGAUUAUCUGUAGAAAAGUCGGAUCUAGUAGAACAUAUCCGAAAGUAAAUGUUUAAACGUAAUUUAUUGAUUAUAUUGUUGAAAAUUUUAACAUAUCACUUACUAUAACGGUUUACAAUAUUUUAGGCAAAUUAAGUGAAUUAUUAUACAAAUAGUAACACAUGCACAAAUAUAAAAAAUAAGUUCUCUCCCAGUUUUCCUCAUUAUUUGAGUUUGAAAAACAGAAUCGAAUUGUUACUUUGUGAGAUUAAGGAUUUCUUUCCCAAUAAGUUGGUAGAAUGUCUAUGAUCUCCAAAGAUGGUAUACAUUUUCCAAGAUCAUUUACCUUACACCCUUGAUAUGUGAAAAUGUUCAAUUAUUACUAAUUUUUUUAAUCAUAAAUAAACUAUAUGGGUUGAAUGAUUAUGUUUAGAAUAAUAUUUUUAAUUAUUUAUGAAGACGAAUAAAGUUGUAUUUUAUUUUAAUUUAUAUUUUGUUGAAUGGCUUUCAAAAUUUAGAGACUUUUUUACUAAUUUUGUGAAACCCAUAUUCAGACUAUUAUUAUUAUUUCAGCAACAUGAUAAGUGGAGUAAGUUAUUUUAAAGUAGACGAACUAUGAUAUGAUGUGAUAUGUAUUUAUAUUUAGUUUUUAUCAUUUAGUUAGCAAAUACAAAAAAUGUAUCCAACACCAAUUUAUCCUGCAGAUUGUAUUUCCUAUUGUAUUGUACUUAUCAAUCACGGAGCUCAUACUUAAGUAUUUCACAUGUUAAAUGUAAUAUCUUCUUACUGUUAACCUAGCGAUUGUGGAUUUGAUUAUCUUGUAAA